AGUCUUGCAGUACUUUAUGGUAACCGUGCCGAGUGUCAUCACAAGCUUAAUAACAUAACAAACUUCCUUGAAGAUGCUAAGAAGAAUGUGGAUUACGACGGAACUUGGUACAAGGUAUAGCAGCAGAAAACAGACAUCUGCUUUCUUUUAGCUUAUGUUACCAGGCAUCACCAAAAAACAGCUUAUAGCAAUAACAUUUUUUCUUUUAGGGUCACCACAGAGUUGGUAGAGCAUUCAGGGAGAGGGGAAAACUGCCAAAUGCGGUUAAAGCUUUUGUCAAUGCUUAUAAUACAUUGAAGCCAGCAGAUGGGGAGCAAAUGAAAAGAGUUAUUUUAGCUGACCUGGUUGAGACUGCCAUUCAACAGAGUAAGUAUUUUUGGCUAAAAAAAAAGACUUUUCCUUUGCCCUUAUUUGAAUCCAACAGUGAGGUUGGAAUUUUUUUAUUUAAAAUGAAUUACAUGACUUUAUAAGAUUCUGGGCAAAUCUUCUUUGCUAAAUUUGAAAAUAGUUUUUGUGAAUGUAAACUCUAUAUAUACAUUUUACCUUAUAGAAGUUUGAAAUUUUUCAUUAAAAAAAAAACACACAAGGACAUUGACCAAAGUUUCCCAAGAAAAUUGUUUAUAAAUGCAAGGGUUCAUUAUGGCGCAUACUUGAAUUUAGUUUUGCAUCAUUCUACACUUCAUCAGAGUAAUAGAAGAAAUGUUAAUGGAAAAAUUGGUGCCCUUGACAGGGUUGUGUUUGUACAAAUAAUAGUAAUUAAAUAUUAAUGUUUUAUAGUUUUUGUGUAAGGUUUGAAAUUACUUGUUUGAACUGAAUCUUUUUAAAUCAAAACAAAAUAGGGGCCUGUAUGCCGUACUGGCGACAAGCUUCACAAAAAAAAAAAAAAAAAAAAGGCAUAUUUAAGGAAGAAACAUGUUCAUAUUUGAAACAUCUGGCGGGCCUCAACACUUAACGUGACUGGCCACAGGUGGGCCACCCCUGAUUUAAAACAAAAGUACGUAGCACAUAAUGAAGAUAAGAAAAUUACUUUAAAAUACGUUUUUCAUUUAAAUUUUGGGGGGAUCCUAUAACUUUUUCAGAAGCUGGAUCACAUACCUUUUUGAAAGAACUUGAUUUUGUAUCCACUGCAACAUGGUUUUAUCUGGCAUACGACUUUAUUAAAAAAAAAGAAUGGCAUUUGGCUGAGUUUGUAGUCAAGAGAGCAUUAGAUACAGGAGUUGACAGUGAG
Molecule: messenger RNA, 1228 nt
Organism: Lymnaea stagnalis (great pond snail)
Lineage: Eukaryota; Metazoa; Mollusca; Gastropoda; Lymnaeidae
Source: the annotation of a GenBank genome assembly